Molecule: messenger RNA, 585 nt
Organism: Melanaphis sacchari
Lineage: Eukaryota; Metazoa; Arthropoda; Insecta; Hemiptera; Aphididae
Gene: cpx
Product: complexin
Exons: 4
Coding region: 231-482 (83 amino acids)
Biological process (GO): regulation of neurotransmitter secretion; neurotransmitter transport; synaptic vesicle exocytosis
Cellular component (GO): terminal bouton; SNARE complex
Molecular function (GO): syntaxin binding
Source: RefSeq, a predicted model, not a curated record
GUACUACGAGAGAAUUACAACCGGGAUUGCAGUCAGUAUCAUCUGUUUACCAGGAUCGUGAUUAUUUCAAUUAAAACUAUAAUUAGAUACAAUACACAACUCCGCCAUGAGGGGCAGUGGGCGAUGGCGGUGAAUCAGCCGAGGACAAAGAGAAAAACGCAGAAGCAGAGAGGGAACGGUUGGAGGCGAUCCGGGAGGCCGAGGAAAGACGCAAAGAGAAACACCGCAAGAUGGAAGAAGAACGGGAGAAAAUGAGACAAGAAAUCCGAGAUAAGUAUAACAUUAAGAAGAAAGAAGAAUUACCCGAACCGGUACAAGAAGAGCCCGCCAAUCCGUUGAUGCGCAAAAAGAAAACACCCGAAGAGUUGGCCAAAGAGGCAGAAAUGGAAGAAGAGGACGAAUUUACGAAGUUGAAGAAUACCAUAGAAACACAAGUAAACGAACUCAAAUCUCAAAUCGAGAGCAAGUGCAGUCUUCAAUAAGAUGUGUUCAAAAACGAUGUGGAACAAAUAAUAACCCAAUGAAUAAAAAAAAAUAAAUAAAUAAAUACAAAUUUAAAAUUUAAAAACUAUAAGAAACCUAAAA